Messenger RNA from Stylophora pistillata, 1480 nucleotides. RefSeq lists its product as uncharacterized. Lineage: Eukaryota; Metazoa; Cnidaria; Anthozoa; Scleractinia; Pocilloporidae. The record is from RefSeq and is a predicted model, not a curated record. Gene Ontology annotation, cellular component: kinetochore; MIS12/MIND type complex. Gene Ontology annotation, biological process: mitotic sister chromatid segregation.
AAAAACAAAAAUGGCGGACGAUGAAAGAGUCCCAGUGAACAGCAAACAAACAGUCCUCAGAAUUCACGAAAAAAUUAAAAAGGAGGUGCAUGAAAUAGCCAGCAAGAAGUCUUGGACUACGCAACAGAAGGAGAACUUUGAGAAGAAGCUGCUCGAGCUUUACAAGGAAUCUGUUGAGGAGACUAUGCAAGAAAAUGUAGUCAUUGGCGGUCAGUCGUGGGAUAAUUCAGGCCAGCUGGAAGAUUCAAGUAGUUCUCUUCUUCAAGAAGAAAUGGAGCCCCUUAACAGAGACAGAAUUACAGAAGUUCUUCAAAUAUGUUCUGACCUGGAAGAUAUGAUCAGAGACACCACUCAGAAACGAAAAAGGUAUCCUCAACAGGUCGUUGAAGGAGUCAGCAACAUUCUUCAGAGCCAGAAGGAAUUUUUGGAACACUAUCAGCCGGUGAUUAAAAGCAACCUAUUGUCGGGUGGGACCAGUGUCAUAACACCUGAUUUGGAAGAGUGCAUACAGAGAUUGCAAGCAACAGCAUCUGAUGUUAUGCAGCUAUCAAAAUCUUUUCCUGAACUUCACAGCAAAGCUGAGCGUCUUCGGCAGGCUGUCCAUUCUCAUCAAGCCAUGCAGGAAUGUGAGACUGAUGGUGUUUUAUUUGCUUUAGAAAAUAAAAAUGAGACUUUGAAUUCAUCUUCCACUGAACCCGCAGUCAUGCGAGAUGAGGAAAACACUGAAACAUUGAAGUUGGUGGAUUUUCUGUGGUGGGGUGGAGAGAAGCGAAGGUCACGCCCUCCUGUGAGAUUUGAUGCUUCUCUAAAUACUUAUGGCGAUUGAAGUUUACAACUAAUUGCUUGCCAUAUUUUGUUUGUUUACAAUUUAUAGCUGGUUGUUUUUCCCAUCACAAAGUAAUCAGUUGUUUUUAUCAGUGGAUGCCGUAAAAAAACAUGUAGUUUCGUUUCCUUUGUACAGCAAGUAUGUUCAGGAGUCAACUUUUAUAUUUAAUAGUUUUGUCAACUGUUUAUUUUUGUAAUUGCAUAAUUGUUGCUUUUGAGGAGAGGAUAAUGUUAUCUUUUAUUUUGUAACUGCCUAUUCAAAUCAAGUUUUAAUCUUUGUAGGUUAGCUAGGAAAACUUAAUAUUUUUAAAUUCAAUUUUGUACAUUUAGGGAAUUAAAAUGAAAGAUUACGUGACCACUAGUUUUCAUACAUCCAACUUUUUGCUUCCCACUUUCUUCUGUUGCUUGUGCUUAGCAGGUAAAGAAAAAACAUUUUCGAUAAAGCAUAUUAGCUACAUUGGAAAUUGUAAGUUUUGCCUGAAGUGUUAAGAUAAGUAGGGAUAAAUUUUAUACAGUGUUGGGCUGAAAAUCUACCAGCAAUGUACUCACUCACUGUUGUGAAAGUUAUAUGUAAAUAAAAGGAAAUGCCUUGUUUUUCACACUGGAAUGUAUGAAAUAUUUGUUCAUUAGAAAUAAAUAAUUGUUCGACCGAUUA